GCUGUGGCCGCAAUUCCCAUGCGAGGACCGUCACUUUCCUCUAUCGGCUGAUUGGCGGAGUGACCUUACGGGGUUGGAGUCUCUGGUCCGAGCUUCCGUCAAUGGCGUUCCUGCUCAACAAGACGAACCCUCUUUCUCGUCACCUCCGAUCUCAUUCGCAGAAGACGGAGGAUGCUUUUGCUCUCUCGCGCCGUGGAUUUCACGUGGAGCCGGGGCCUCGCGAGAAAGCGCUUUUAGCACCGGAUCCAGCUCUUGGUCGAUUCAAGUCACACAAGAAGAGUGUGAAGACUUUGAAAAGAUUUUUUGAUGUUCUCACGAUUGCUGUUGUUGCUGAUUGCUUUUAUGACAACUCAUGGAGGCAAAGAAAUGUUUCUGCCUCGUGCACUAGUGACCUUCUUCUUUGGAAGUACUAUGCUCAGUAAGACCUCUGCUGCAUUGGCAUUAAUAGCUACUUUCUAGCUUUCUGUUCAGCCAAGGAAAAUAAAUAAAAGGGACGGUCCUUGCAUUUUGAACCAUGUUUCAUGUUCUAUCAACUUAAUCAAAGGCUUCUCUUCAUUGACCGAUCUUCACAAUUUCUGGUGCUCUGAAUAGAAUGCAAAAGAAUCUACUUGAAAAUAUCAAAAUUAAUCUGGUAUUGCUAUUGCUGUUUUGCAUUAUCAUGUUGCAGCAGUCUUUUUUUCCUUAUUCUACUAGCUAGUUGAUUUGCAUCUUAUGCCUUUGACCACUUGCCCUAAAGGGUUCCCCACUAGUGGCAGUUCCUUGCUUGUUUUAUUGGUUGAUGAUCUUGUUGUAAGAUGAUGAAGUUUCAGCAUGGCAUCUGUUUAGAUUAUCCCUUCACUUUGAAUUUUGGUAUUCUGUUAAAAAUAAUAAUAAUAAUAAUCUUUAUUGAAAGCAAAGUUGUUUGUUCUCCCUCGAUUCUCAUGCAAAAUUGCACACUCUAUCAUUGCGAGGCAUAUGUUUCACCAUUUUGAUACUGCAACUAGUUGACUUGGGAGUAGCUCUUGGGUAUUUUUUAUUUUACUCCGUAUAGAGGAAAAUGGUAUUGGUUUCUGAUGUAAAUUCAUCUGUUAUCAAUGAAGUUUCAUCAUUUAUCCAAAAAAAAAAA
Molecule: messenger RNA, 1105 nt
Organism: Punica granatum (pomegranate)
Lineage: Eukaryota; Viridiplantae; Streptophyta; Magnoliopsida; Myrtales; Lythraceae
Source: RefSeq, a predicted model, not a curated record